Molecule: messenger RNA, 3453 nt
Organism: Hipposideros armiger (great roundleaf bat)
Lineage: Eukaryota; Metazoa; Chordata; Mammalia; Chiroptera; Hipposideridae
Gene: DRD3
Product: dopamine receptor D3
Exons: 8
Coding region: 395-1780 (461 amino acids)
Biological process (GO): regulation of potassium ion transport; negative regulation of adenylate cyclase activity; negative regulation of voltage-gated calcium channel activity
Cellular component (GO): plasma membrane
Molecular function (GO): G protein-coupled receptor activity; dopamine neurotransmitter receptor activity, coupled via Gi/Go
Source: RefSeq, a predicted model, not a curated record
UAGAAAACGGAUCCUUCAUCUGCCUACUCAACCUCACUUUCAGCACCAAGGACAGAGCCUCUGAAGGGCAGCCCCAGCCAACAUUAAGGGUCCCUCCCAAAUCCUCUAGAGAUAACGGAUGCAUUCGAAAGCAGCUAAGAAACAUGCAGUAAGGUCUAAUAGGGAAGCUGGAAGAGCAGCAUACAAGUGAUUUCACCUUCGAGGCAAAAAUGGGUGAUUUUCUUUCUGUUCAUUUCAACAGUUUCUGUGUCCUAGGAAAGGCAAAGUUUGCUUUGCUUGAGCAUGUCCGCUGGCAGUAAAUGGCUACAGGAGCGGAGGUGCUAAACUUCAGUCUCCAGAAAUCAGAAGACAUUUUCAGGGAAACCCAUUGGGGUCACUCUUCUCCCUCUGGGCUAUGGCACCUCUGAGUCAGCUGAGUGGGCACAUCAACUCCACCUGUGGGGCAGACAACUCUACCGAGGCCAGCUGGGCCCGCCCACAUGCCUACUAUGCCCUCUCCUAUUGUGCACUCAUCCUGGCCAUCAUCUUUGGCAAUGGUCUCGUGUGUGCGGCAGUGCUGAGGGAACGGGCACUGCAGACCACCACCAACUACCUGGUGGUGAGCCUGGCUGUGGCGGACCUGCUGGUGGCCACCUUGGUCAUGCCCUGGGUCGUGUACCUGGAGCUGAGAUCAAGGAGAGAAAUUUUGAUGGCAGAGUUGGAGAAAGGAAGAGAAGAUAGUCAGAAUGGGUGGCACAGUGGGGGCCUAGAGGCCAGAGGACAGCUUGAGAGCUUUGGCCCUUACAGACUAAAGAAACAGGAUACCAAAGAAUCUGCCAGAUACACAGCAGUGGUCAUGCCAGUUCACUACCAACAUGGCACGGGACAGAGCUCCUGCCGGCGUGUGGCCCUCAUGAUUACAACCGUCUGGGUACUGGCCUUUGCCGUGUCCUGCCCUCUCCUCUUUGGCUUCAACACUACAGGAGACCCCAGCGUCUGCUCCAUCUCCAACCCUGAUUUUGUCAUCUACUCUUCAGUGGUAUCCUUCUACCUGCCCUUUGGAGUGACUGUCCUCGUCUAUGCCAGGAUCUACGUGGUGCUGAGACAGAGGAGGCGGAAACGGAUCCUCACGAGACAAAACAGUCAAUGCAUCAGUGUCAGGCCCGGCUUCCCUCAGCAAUCUUCCUGUCUUCGGCUGCACCCCAUUCGACAGUUUUCAAUAAGGGCCAGAAUUCCAUCAGAAGCCACUGGGAAAAUGGAACAUUCAGAUGAUAAACAAUAUCCCCAGAAAUGUCAGGACCCUCUCUUGUCACACCUGCAGCCCCUCUCUCCUGGCGAGGCACACAUGGAGCUGAGGCGUUACUAUAGCAUCUGCCAAGAUACUGCCUUCGGGCCACCAGGCUUCCAAGAAGCGGAAGGAGAAUUGAAAAAGGAGGGGAGGACUCGGAACUCCCUCAGCCCCACUGUGGCACCCAAGCUCAGCUUAGAGGUUCGAAAACUCAGUAACGGCAGAUUGUCUACAUCCCUGAGGCUGGGGCCCUUGCAACCUCGGGCAGUGCCACUUCGAGAGAAGAAGGCAACCCAGAUGCUGGCCAUUGUGCUCGGGACCUUCAUUGUCUGCUGGCUGCCUUUCUUUUUGACCCACGUUCUCAAUGCCCACUGCCCAGCAUGCCACGUGUCCCCAGAGCUCUACAGCGCCACAACGUGGCUGGGCUAUGUGAAUAGUGCCCUCAACCCCGUGAUCUAUACCACCUUCAAUGUAGAGUUCCGCAAAGCCUUCCUCAAGAUACUGUCUUGCUGAAGGAGAGAAGAGAACACUCCCUGUGCCCGCCUUUAUCUCUCAGGCCACUGGGCCACUGGCCAGGGCCUGCUCAGAAAGACUGCCAUGUCCUCUGGCAUGUGGUAGGAAGAAGAUUCCUGAAGCCAGGGCGCCACUGAGUGGCUGGGGUAACCAACUGCUUCCUCUAAAUCAGAACGUUCUACCUCCCAGCUAAAAUCUGAUUUCAUCCUGGCAAUCUUCAAGCAGUUGGGGAGACCGUGAACGAUAAGCAAUAAUUCAGAAAGAUGCUGAUAAAACAUGACUCUACACACACACAAAAUUGUCAUCGGAGGCAUGAUUCAUUACAGUGAAGGGGAAAUGAACAGAUAUAAUUCUCAACUUGCCGGGGUCCUUGAAAUCUCAGCCAGCAAACCAUCUUGCAGGACAGCCCAUCGCUCUUCCUUCAAACCUCUAAUUAGCUGUCAAGCUAAACUUGUACUUUUGUGGGCCCACUCCCUUUUGGUCAUUCCUUUCAUUCACUGUAUUUUGAGGUAUAAUGGCAAGGCCAGUGAUUCUGCCUCUCCACAGAAUCUGAUUGGCUAUGUUUGGUGAGGGAAAUUCCUCACCCUAAAGGAGACGUCCCACAUUGGGACCUGGGCUUCAUUUCAAACCUUGCUACCCCUGUAUUUUAGGUCUAGCUAAGAAGGCCCUUGAUUCCAUCACCUUACUCUCAGAGUCUCGACCCCAGAGUAAUUCAAAAUGUGGAUGUUAAGUGAAAAAGGAACAACAAUUCCCACUUGUAGCAUCAGUGUUGAACCUUGUGGUGCAGAACAUGUCUUCAAUAAGCUUUUCAUAACACUAUAAGGUUUUCCUACCCAGGCAUCUCCAUCUCCCGCUUAACAGGGACUCAAUACUUUCAGACCCUGAAAACUUAUUGAAUAUAUAGUGUCUGCAAAGUGCCUGUCACCUCCCAAGGUCUGGAUAUAGGACAAUGAAUAAGACAGAUCCUGCCCUCAAGGAGCUCACCACCUGCUCCUAUGUUUGCCCAUUUCCUUCUCGAAGGGUGGUAUGGUAGGGACUCACCUAGACUGCCAGGGGACCUCAGAACUGAGGGCACCAGGCAGGAUAGCUCCCCAAAACCAUCACAUGGACAGCCCUACUGCAGAUCCUAAACAUCACCACUCCAACAACUGAGAUUAAAGGUAUACAGAAGUAAUGUGCGAAUGUCAUUCAAAAUGGCAUAGAAGGAACCUGAAUAUUCUCACCAUUUACCUUUUCACCUACAGAAGCUAUUUUGCAUUGGUUACAGAAUGAAGGUACAAUUUAUGGAUAAUUUAUGAAACGUUAUCAUCCUGAACUUCAAUAAAUGUAUUGUUAAUAACCAUUAGUGCAUAGGCAUGACAGAUACCUGCUACAAUGCUGUUAAAACUAAAAGUGCACAAGAACUUACAAGGAAUCUAAGGCUUCUCUUGACCCAUCUUUAUUCCUCUAACCCUUAAGUGUAUAAGAAGGAAAUAUAUACCCUCAGUGAGCUGGUUACCUGUUACUCCUGAAUGCUUUAUAUGCACCAUUUUAAAAAUGUUAUUGUCUAUAACAAUAUUUAUUAUUGUAACUCAGUGGGAAAUUCUGUCUGUCUACUAGUUCUUCUGCCUUGUACCAACUAGUUCAAUAGGUGUAUGGUGCAAGCAGAACUGGGGGCUUAGACAAUUAAAUAC